AUGGCCGCUCCCAACGGCUUUCCGAGGCCUCAGGACUCUGGAAAUAAUCCCUUCAGCCAUCCUCAGUUCCCUCAGCGCCAAAAUUCAGGCCCUUCCUUCCCUGUUGCCCGCCGCGAUUAUGACAACGAAUCUGACAUGAGCGACCACUACAAUGCCAUGAACUCCAGCAGCACCCGGCUUGCAGGAGCGCCCGGCUUCUACGACCAGAGCGCCGACUCUUCUGGCCCAGAUAUGUACAACCCUCCCUACAACCCCUCAGUCGACUCCCAUGCAAGCAGCGCUCCAAGCAUAUCUCCCUUUGCCGACCCCGGGUUGGGCGCAUCCGAACACUACCCCGCCUGGUCUGCGGAUCGUCAAAUACCCAUGUCAACUGAGGAGAUUGAGGACAUCUUCCUCGACCUCACCCAGAAGUUCGGUUUCCAGAGGGACUCCAUGCGCAAUAUGUUCGACUUUACCAUGCAUCUCCUUGACUCCCGCGCCUCCCGAAUGACACCGAACCAGGCGUUGAUAACACUGCACGCAGACUACAUUGGUGGCCAACACGCAAACUAUCGCAAGUGGUACUUUGCCGCUCAGCUCAACCUUGACGAUGCAGUUGGCCAAUCUCAGAACCCCGGCCUCCAACGUCUCAAAAGCAUCAAGGGUGGGAACAAAUCUCUUGACACGGCACUCAACAGAUGGCGAAAUGCCAUGAACAACAUGAGCCAGUACGACAGGCUUCGUCAGAUUGCUCUGUAUCUUCUUGUAUGGGGAGAGGCAGGAAAUGUCCGCUUCAUGCCAGAAUGUCUCUGCUUCCUCUUCAAGUGCGCCGACGACUACUACCGCAGUCCGGAGUGUCAGAACAGGAUCGAGCCCGUCCCGGAAGGCCUUUAUCUGAACACCAUCAUCAAGCCUCUGUACAACUUUAUCCGUGAUCAAGGUUACGAGGUUGUCGAUGGCAAGUUUGUUCGAAAAGAGAAGGACCACAAGGAUAUUAUCGGCUACGACGACAUCAACCAGCUUUUCUGGUACCCCGAGGGUUUGGCAAAGAUCGUGCUCAGAGAUGGGACUCGUUUGGUCGACACCCCUCCUGCACAACGGUAUCCCAAGCUGGCCAAGGUCGAAUGGAAUAAGGUCUUUUUCAAGACCUAUUUCGAGAAGCGAUCCGUUGCUCAUCUAUUGGUCAACUUCAAUCGAAUUUGGAUCCUUCACGUAUCCGUGUUUUUCUUCUUUACGGCAUUCCAUUCACCUCGGGUUUAUGCACCCCGAGACCAGCUAGAACCGUCCGCGCCAAUGACCUGGUCGGCAGUCGCAUUGGGUGGUGCAGUCUCAACCCUAAUCAUGAUUUUCGCCACCAUCGCCGAAUUCUCCUACAUCCCCACCACAUGGAACAACGCGUCCCAUCUUACCACACGGCUCAUCUUCUUAUUGGUCAUCUUGGCCCUCACUGGCGGCCCCACAGUUUACAUCGCAAUUGUCGACGGCAGGCCGAACCAAGGCAAUAUCCCCCUCAUCAUCGGCAUAGUACAGUUCUUCAUCUCCGUGCUAGCCACGGUCGCAUUCGGUAUCAUCCCAUCCGGUCGCAUGUUCGGUGAUCGAGUGGCAGGAAAGUCGCGAAAGUACAUGGCAUCCCAAACCUUCACAGCCUCAUAUCCCGCACUCCCUCGCUCGGCUCGCAUUGCGUCGAUCUCCCUUUGGGUCCUCAUCUUUGCCUGCAAGUUCGCGGAGUCCUACUACUUCUUGACUUCCUCCUUCAGCAGCCCCGUCGCCGUCAUGGCCCGGACCAAGGUCCAGGGAUGUAGUGACCGGUUCUUCGGUUCUGCCUUGUGCACGAAUCAUGUUCCGUUCACUCUCGCAAUCAUGUACGUCAUGGACUUGGUCCUCUUCUUCCUCGACACCUACCUCUGGUACAUCAUCUGGAUUGUUAUCUUCUCCGUUGGUCGUUCGUUUGCCCUUGGCCUUUCCAUCUGGACGCCAUGGAAGGACAUCUACACCCGCCUUCCCAAACGAAUCUACGCCAAGUUGCUUGCAACCGCGGAGAUGGAAGUCAAGUACAAGCCCAAAGUACUUGUUUCCCAAAUCUGGAACGCAAUCAUCAUCUCCAUGUACCGCGAGCACCUUCUCUCCAUCGACAAUGUCCAGAGGCUUCUCUACCACCAGGUAGAUUCUCCCGACGGCCGACGAACCCUUCGCGCCCCGCCAUUCUUCACAAAUCAAGAUGGAAAGGGGUUCAAAGGCACCUUCUUCCCCGCGGGGGGCGAGGCCGAACGUCGCAUCUCCUUCUUCGCCUCCUCCCUUACCACAGCUCUUCCCGAACCCCUUUCGGUCGACGCGAUGCCCACCUUCACUGUCCUUGUCCCCCACUACUCUGAAAAGAUCUUGCUCAGCCUCCGCGAGAUCAUUCGUGAAGAGGAUCAAAACACUCGUGUCACCCUUUUGGAGUAUCUCAAGCAGCUUCACCCUGUCGAGUGGGACAAUUUCGUCAAGGACACCAAGAUUCUUGCUGAAGAGGUCGACGAUGGUACCGGAACUCAAGCCAACGAGAAGCAAGCCAAGGCCGACGAUUUGCCCUUCUACUGCAUCGGUUUCAAGAACUCGUCGCCAGAAUACACGCUCCGAACCCGCAUCUGGGCCAGUCUCCGCGCGCAGACCCUUUAUCGUACUGUUUCAGGCAUGAUGAACUAUUCCAAGGCCAUCAAGCUCCUCUAUCGUGUCGAGAACCCAGACAUUGUCCACACCUUUGGCGGCAACACGGAGCGUUUGGAGCGUGAAUUGGAACGGAUGUCCCGCAGGAAGUUCAAGUUCGCCAUCUCGAUGCAACGGUUCUCCAAGUUCAACAAGGAAGAGCAGGAGAACGCAGAGUUCUUGCUCCGCGCCUAUCCCGACUUGCAGAUCGCUUACCUUGACGAAGAACCCAGUUCCAAAGGUGGCGAGGCCCGUCUUUACUCGGCUCUCAUCGACGGACAUUCUGAAAUCGACGAGAAGACCGGAAAGAGGAAGCCCAAGUUCAGAAUCGAGUUGCCCGGCAAUCCCAUUCUCGGAGACGGAAAGUCUGACAACCAGAACCACGCCAUCGUCUUCUACCGCGGUGAAUACCUCCAGCUUAUCGAUGCCAACCAGGACAACUACCUUGAAGAAUGUCUCAAGAUCCGCAACAUUCUUGGCGAGUUUGAAGAGUACUCUGUAUCCAGUCAGAGUCCCUAUGCGCAAUGGGGCCACAAGGAAUUCGCCAAGUCUCCAGUCGCCAUCAUCGGUACCCGUGAAUAUAUCUUCUCGGAGAACAUCGGUGUACUGGGUGACAUUGCGGCUGGAAAGGAACAGACGUUCGGUACCAUGACCGCUCGUGCAUUGGCAUGGAUUGGAGGGAAGCUGCACUACGGACAUCCCGAUUUCCUCAACGCCACCUUUAUGAACACUCGCGGAGGAGUCUCCAAGGCCCAAAAGGGAUUGCAUCUGAACGAAGAUAUUUUCGCCGGUAUGAACGCCUUCGGUCGUGGAGGUCGCAUCAAGCAUUCGGAGUACUACCAGUGCGGAAAGGGUCGCGAUCUCGGUUUCGGUACCAUUCUCAACUUCCAAACGAAGAUUGGAACUGGCAUGGGUGAACAGAUGCUCAGCCGAGAAUAUUACUACUUGGGCACGCAACUUCCUAUCGAUCGAUUCCUCACCUUCUACUAUGGUCACCCGGGUUUCCACAUCAACAAUAUCCUCGUUAUUACCUCUAUUCACGUCUUCAUGAUUACACUGAUGUUCAUCGGUACUCUCAACAAGAUGUUGGUCAUCUGUCGUUUGGAUGCGCGAGGCAAUGUCAUCGCCGGACAACCAGGAUGUUACAAUUUGAUUCCCGUCUUUGACUGGAUUAGGCGAUGUAUCAUCUCCAUCUUCUUGGUCUUCUUCAUUGCGUUCUUGCCACUCUUCCUUCAAGAACUUCUCGAACGUGGUACCGGCACAGCUCUCCUUCGGCUUGGAAAGCACUUCCUGUCAUUGUCGCCCAUCUUCGAAGUGUUCUCGACCCAGAUCUACUCCAACUCGAUUCUCAGCAAUCUGACCUUCGGUGGAGCACGAUAUAUCGCAACUGGUCGUGGAUUCGCAACCACUCGAAUCAACUUCAGCAUCCUGUAUUCUCGCUUUGCGGGACCCAGUAUCUACAUGGGCUUCAGGAAUCUGUUGAUCUUGUUGUAUGUCACGCUCACCAUCUGGAUUCCCCAUCUCGCCUAUUUCUGGUUCUCCGUUGCAUCCCUUUGUAUCGCCCCCUUCGUCUUCAACCCUCAUCAAUUCGCCUUCGCCGACUUCAUCAUCGACUACCGCGAAUUCUUGCGAUGGAUGUCCCGCGGAAACUCGAGGACCAAGGCGAGCAGUUGGUACGGAUAUUGCCGACUUUCGAGGACCAUGAUUACUGGAUACAAGAAGAAGAAACUCGGUCACCCUUCGGAGAAGCUUUCCGGUGAUGUGCCUCGAGCCACCUGGCGCAAUCUCAUUUUCUCUGAGAUUAUUUGGCCCAUCUGCCUGGCCGCGCUAUUCGUGAUCGCAUACAUGUUCGUCAAGUCCUUCCCCGACCCCGUCACUGGAGAGCAACAACCCAGCCCGUUGAUUCGUAUCGCCAUCGUCUCCGUUGGACCUAUCGUUUUCAACGCGGCUGUCUUGCUCGGACUCUUCUUCAUCUCGCUCAUGCUUGGUCCCAUGAUGGACGGCUGGGCCAAAUUUGGUUCCGUCAUGGCCAGUAUUGCCCACAUCACCUGCUUGAUUGGGUUGGUUGCUGCCUUUGAAUUCUUCUGGUUCCUCGAGCAAUGGGAUGCCUCCAACGCCGUGUUGGGUGUUAUUUGCAUUGUUGCCAUCCAGCGGGCCAUGCACAAGUUCUUCAUCGCCGUCUUCCUCACCCGUGAAUUCAAGCACGACGAAUCCAACAGGGCCUGGUGGACGGGUAAAUGGUAUGGUCGUGGCCUCGGCAACUCUGCCAUGUCACAGCCAGCUCGUGAAUUCAUCGUCAAAAUUGUGGAAAUGUCACUUUGGGGCUCUGAUUUCAUUCUUGGACAUAUUCUCUUGGUUAUUCUCACUCCACCCAUUUUGAUUCCUUUCGCCAACAGCCUACACUCAACUAUGCUCUUCUGGCUUCGCCCCUCGAAACAAAUUCGACCACCACUUUUCUCGACCAAGCAGAAACGGCAGCGCCGCUGGAUCGUCGUCAAAUACACCGUCGUUUACAUCUUCGUGGUUGCAAUUCUUGCAGCCUUGCUUGUUCUUCCCGCUUUGUUCAAAGACAAGCUCAACUUCGACUGCGCCAUUUGCAGAAGCAUCUAA
Coprinopsis cinerea okayama7#130 is the source of this 5274-nucleotide messenger RNA. RefSeq names its product 1,3-beta-glucan synthase. Gene Ontology annotation, cellular component: plasma membrane; 1,3-beta-D-glucan synthase complex. Bases 1 to 5274 code for a protein of 1757 amino acids. Gene Ontology annotation, molecular function: 1,3-beta-D-glucan synthase activity. Lineage: Eukaryota; Fungi; Basidiomycota; Agaricomycetes; Agaricales; Psathyrellaceae. The record is from RefSeq and is a predicted model, not a curated record. Gene Ontology annotation, biological process: fungal-type cell wall polysaccharide biosynthetic process; (1->3)-beta-D-glucan biosynthetic process. The transcript is spliced from 9 exons.